This is a messenger RNA of Fusarium sp. VM40, 2043 nucleotides long. The record is from the annotation of a GenBank genome assembly. NCBI's taxonomy places the organism in Eukaryota, Fungi, Ascomycota, Sordariomycetes, Hypocreales, Nectriaceae.
AUGAAUCAACACACUUCCAAGGUCGAUGUGCUCAUAAUCGGGGCUGGACCGUCAGGUCUUAUGCUAGCAACAUGGAUGGCUCGCAUGGGCGUCACGACUCGCAUCGUCGAUAGGCGGUUUGACAGGUUAAACAGCGGUAAACAAAAGGCAAGCCGAUGGAUUACAGAGCAGAACUUUCGAAGUACGAGACUAGCCGUAUCGUGCCUGUUUGUGCAAAGCUUACCCUUAUCUAAACAGAUUUUUGAUUCUCUUGGAUUCGGUCAAGACAUUUGGCGCGAAGCAAACCACAUGUUGGAGAUUCGAUUUUGGAACCCCGACGAGAACCAAAACCUGUAUCGAUCUGACAGAAUGGUCGACACAAAGCCUGGCCUAAGCCGAUUCCAGCAAGCAACUCUGCACCAAGCACGCAUUGAGGACUAUCUUCUCAAGUAUAUUGAGAAGUAUAGCGAUAUUGGAGUCGAAUACGGCAUGAUGCCAGAGUCCCUCGAAGUUGAUCCCGAUCUGGUAGAGGGCGACGAUUACCCUAUCUCAGUUGUCCUUCGGUCCAGUCCCAAACCCGGUCCAGAAUCUCGGGUACCUGGCGAUGACACGGACAUUCCCAAUGGACUUCACAGAAGUAACCUAACGGCCGAUGUCACAGACACCCUGUUACGAGAUGCUCAGAAUACUCAAGGCACGAGCACGGAAAGGGUCCUGGCAAAAUACGUAGUUGGUUGUGAUGGUGCACAUUCCUGGACUCGGCGGCAGAUCGGAUGCGUCAUGGAAGGCGAUCACACAGAUUUCGUUUGGGGGGUUCUCGAUAUCAUUCCCAUUACUGAUUUUUCUGACAUUAGAUAUCGCUGUGCUAUCCACUCGGCAUCAGGAAGCAUGAUGGUUAUCCCUCGCGAAGACAAAUAUGUUAGGCUAUAUAUUCAGGUUACAGAGGUUGACGAAAACGGCAAAGCGAUUGACCGCUUCAAGAUCACUCCGGACAACUUGAUUCUGGCAGCAAACAAAAUUCUCUCUCCAUACAAACUCUCCUACAAGCACUGCCAUUGGUGGACAGCGUAUGGUAUUGGACAGCGGGUGGGAUCAAAAUUUGAUUUACAUAACCGUGUCUUCCUUGCUGGUGAUGCAGUUCAUACUCAUAGCCCCAAGGCAGGUCAAGGCAUGAAUAUCAGUAUGCAUGACACAUUCAACCUUGGAUGGAAGCUAGCUUCCGUCGUAAAAGGAUGGGCGAACCGAUCGCUGCUCGAAACAUACAGCAGCGAACGUGGACAAAGCGCAAGAGAACUGAUAGAGUUUGAUCAGAAGUUCUCUCGACUAUUCUCAGGCCGACCUGCAACCGACAUCAUGGAUAAGGAGGGCAUCGAUCUCAAGACGUUCAAGGAAGUGUUCGAGAAGGGUAACUUGUUUAGCAGCGGCUGUAAUGUUGACUAUGCCGCAAGUCUCAUCGUCGCCAAACCCGGACUCGCAGCAGCUAAUGGGCUACGUUCCGUGAUUGGCAAACAGUCGCUCGCUCCCAACAUCAUCAUGGGGAAGCGUAUCCCAAGCCAUAAGGUCCUAAACCAGGCGGAUGCGAGACCCUGGCACCUUCAAGAGCUUCUGCCUAGCAACGGUACAUGGAGACUUCUCGUUUUCGCUGGAGACUUACUCGACCAGACUCAAUUUGCUCGACUCUCGGCGCUUGCAGAUAGGUUAAGCUCACCCGAUUCGUUCAUCAAUCGAUACAAGCUCAAGGGAGAUGGGAAGAUGGCCUCUUUGUUUGAGAUCUUGACUAUCCAUUCGUCUCCAUACGAAAAGGUUGAGCUACUCUCUCUGCCCGAGGUCUUUCAUCCAUACUCAGAGGAAUAUGGCUGGGACUACAAUAAAGUCUAUGUAGACGAUAAUUCCUACCACGAAGGACAUGGCCAAGCAUAUCAGAAUUACGGCAUUGAUGCUAAGAGAGGCUCCGCGAUUAUUCUUCGGCCUGAUCAAUAUGUUAGUUGGAUUGGAGAGUUGGAAGAUGUUGAUAGUAUGAACGACUUUUUCAAAAGUAUCUUUCGGUUUUCGAAACCCAGUUAG